UACAUAUACAUGCUAUAUAUGUAUCUAUAUCUAUAGAAUAUAUAUGUGUGUGUGAGAGGUGUGUAUGUGAUUUUCAUGCAGAUAUAGAUAUCUUAAAAGCAGACAGUAGACAAUACAGUCCAAAUAUCGAGAUUCACUUAAAAAUAAAAAAAAACCUAAAAACGAUAAAAAUUGUUUUAAUUUCUUUCUUUCUCUUUCCUUCCACUCACUCUGAUUCUCUGUGUGUGUUUAUUAAGCAUUCCAUUCAUUCAUUGAUUCCUCCUCCUUCACUUGCUUAACGAUUUCUGAUGCUUCAUCAUCGCCGCACUAUUUAAGGUAGAUAAGCUUGUAGCCUACUGCUCGGGCUUUGAAAGGAAUCAUGAAGAGGAGGUAUCUUAAUAUACACCAAAACAUACAUCCAUUCGAUCCACAGCCUUUCGAAGUGUACUGGUGUGGUUCAUGGUUGCCUGUGGAGUGCUUACGAAUCAGAAAUGGAGUUGUUAGUAUGUUUAUCUUACAUAAAGGAGAGACAACUGAAGAAAACGUUUCUGUGUCAGACCUCCGAAUAAGGUCAAGAAAAGCAAAUAUGGCUGACUGCACAUGCCUUCUAAGACCCGGAAUAGACGUUUGUGUGCAUUCUAUAUAUCAACCGGCAGAUGAAGAAUCAAGCGAUGAGAAUCCAGAACCUGUCUGGGUUGAUGCUAGAAUAAACUCAAUAGAGAGGAAGCCCCAUGAAGAGGAUAAAUGUGUCUGUGAAUUUCAUGUCAAUAUUUACAUGAAGCAAGGUCCUGUGGGCUUGAUCAAGAAAGCGAUAAAUAAAGAUAUCAAGACGCUUCAUCUUGAUCAGAUUAAAAUUCUACAAAAGCUUGAGAUAAAACCUUGUGAAGAUAAGCAUUAUCGCUGGAAAUCCUCUGAAGACUGCAAUUCACGUCGAAUAUUUAGACUAUUUACUGGGAAAUUUUCUUCAGAUAUAUCAUGGUUAAUCGUCACAUCUGUUUACAAACAACUUGUUUUUGAUGUGAAAUCCGUGGACAACCAGCUUGUGUAUCAAAUUUGGGAUGGUGACGGUGAAAAGAGUUUACCAAAUUCUGAGAAUCAUUCAAGUGCUAUUAACUUUAAAGUAGAAAAUGGAAGUUCCGUUCCUGUCCUUUUCCCCUUCAGUCAUGUAGAAUCCCAAGCGGAAAUGAGAGAUACUUGUAAUGUGGAUGAUUUUGCUUCAUCAUCAAACAUUGAUCUCAUGGGCUUGCGAAGGUCAAAGCGUAGAAACAUCCAACCUGAACGCUAUCUAGGUGAUGAUGACGUGUCUGACUCAGAAAUUGAUUUGUCCCGUUGGGGAUUAUACAGACCAAACAAUUCCAAAUAUGAAGAAGUCCCUGUGGCAUUUUCAAUCCAAGCUGACCAUUCUUUCAAAGAUGAAGAUAAAUCGGAUUUCGUCAGAAAAAUAUACAAUGAAGAAGGUUAUCUUGAAAAACAGAACGAGACUAGCAAGUCAAAGGAGGUCAGAACAGAAGUACCUUACAAACAAGAUCUAGGUGAACAGAAAUACCCUCGUUCUAAGGGUUCUCAGUCUCAUUCAUCAAGGCCUUACAUACAUGCCGAUUCUUAUAAGCCUGAAGCUUCUGAUGGUGAAGAAGAGGAUAUUGGUGACAUAUGGAGCAAGUAUUUUAACACGCAAGGUUCUUCCAAGAUCUCUAAGAAAAAGUUUAAAGCUCCCAUAAGUCAGUUUGAUGGUACAGGAGGCUUAUGGAAGGGUAAUGCAGUAAGCAAGCGAGGUCGUUUUAAGAGAGGUGCUUCUGGCAAAGAGAGUAUCUUUGAUUCAAGGACUUCUCUUAAAAAAUCGCUUUGUGCAAACAUCUAUCGACAGUUGAUGACCAGAUGUAUGAGGAAUAUAGAUGCAGCGAUUAAUCAAGAACAGCCAGCUGUCAUUGAUCAGUGGAACCAGUUUCAGACUGGGAAAUCCUUGGAUCAAAAGGUGAAGAAUGAGGUACCAAAAAAAGUUGAAGAGGAAGAAGAAGAGAUGACAGAAGAAAAAGAACUCGAAAUGCUGUGGAAGGAGAUGGAAUUAGCACUUGCAACAUCAUAUCUUAUGGAAGAAACAGAGGGUCUGUAUGAUCAAGUGCCAAAAUCUAACAGCCAGGAGCGCAAGUGUCAACAUGAUUAUAGACUCAACGAACAAUUUGGAAUUAUCUGCCGUUUAUGUGGUCAUGUGAGAUCAGAAAUAAAAGAUGUCUCACCGUCCUUUUUGCCAGGCGUAGUAUGGACGCCCAGCAAAGAAACCCGUGCAGCAGAUGAUUCAGAGAAUAAUGAGCAAGAUGUGGAUGCCCGUCUAGAAAUUGUCACCCGCCCUGCUUCGUCCAACAUGGAUAUAUCAGACAAGAAAGUGAACGAAAAUGUGUGGGCCCUGAUACCUAAUCUCAGAGACAAACUAAGGUUUCACCAAAAACGAGCAUUCGAGUUUCUAUGGAGAAAUCUAGCUGGUAAUAUAGUACCUUCAGAAAUGGAAGCCGCUAGGAAAAAAAGAGGUGGCUGUGUGAUCUCUCACACUCCAGGAGCUGGCAAAACAUUACUCAUAAUUUCAUUUCUUGUUAGCUACUUGAAACUGUUCCCUGGGUCCCGCCCGUUAGUCCUUGCUCCAAAAACAACUCUAUACACCUGGUACAAAGAAAUCAUCAAAUGGGAGAUUCCAAUUCCGGUGUACCAAAUCCAUGGUGGUCAGACAUACAGAGAACAAGUUCUCAAAAACAAACUGAAAAUUGCCCCAGGCCUUCCUCGAAACCAAGAUGUGAUGCAUGUGUUAGACUGUCUGGAAAAGAUACAAAAAUGGCUCACAACUCCAAGUGUCCUCUUAAUGGGUUACACUUCCUUUUUAACACUCACCCGUGAUGAUUCAAACUACGCUCACAGACAAUACAUGGCUAAAGUCCUUCGCCAAUGCCCGGGAAUAUUAAUACUCGAUGAAGGCCAUAACCCGAGAAGCACAAAGUCAAGGUUAAGAAAAGGUUUGAUGAAAGUAGAUACCCCAUUGCGAGUACUUCUAUCUGGUACCUUAUUCCAGAACAAUUUUGGUGAAUAUUUCAACACACUCACAUUAGCCAGACCGCGUUUUGUCAGUGAGGUACUUAAAAAACUAGAUCCCAAGUACAGGAACAGAAAGAAAGGAGUUGUAUCCAAGUUUUCACUUGAAAACCGAGCAAGAAAGCUGUUUAUCGUGAAGAUAUCUGAGCAAAUCAACUCAACUGUACAAAAGGAUAGACAGCGUGGGUUAGACAUCUUAAAAAGUUUAACAAGUAAGUUCAUCGACAACUAUGAAGGUGGAAGUGCUGAAAACCUUCCUGGCCUGCAGUGUUACACUCUGAUGAUGAAAUCCACCACAGUUCAACAAGACAUUUUGACAAAACUUCAGGAUCAACGGCCCAUUUACAAGGGUUUUCCUUUAGAACUCGAACUUUUAAUCACACUUGGAUCUAUACAUCCAUGGUUGAUACAAACAACUGCAUGUGCAAGUCAGUAUUUCAAAGAGGAAGAACUACGGGCUCUUGAAAGUCUCAAGUAUGACAUCAAACUCGGCUCAAAAGUCAGAUUUGUUAUGAGCUUAGUCCCACGUUGCCUUCUUAGGAAAGAAAAAGUCCUGAUCUUUUGUCACAACAUUGCUCCAAUCAAUCUGUUUCUAGAAACAUUUGAACGGUUCUAUGGGUGGAAAAAAGGCGUAGAAGUUCUAGUUCUUCAAGGAGACCUUGAGUUAUUUGAAAGAGGGCGCGUAAUGGAUAAGUUUGAAGAACCUGGAGGCCCAUCAAAAGUCAUGUUGGCUUCCAUUAACGCAUGUGCUGAAGGAAUUAGUUUGACUGCAGCUUCACGGGUCAUCUUGUUGGAUUCAGAAUGGAAUCCUUCUAAAAGCAAACAAGCAAUUGCUCGUGCAUUCAGGCCAGGUCAAGAUAAGGUGGUGUAUGUAUACCAAUUGCUUGCCCAGGGGACUUUAGAAGAAGAGAAACACAGUAGGACUACCUGGAAAGAAUGGGUGUCGUGUAUGAUAUUUAGUGAGGAACUGGUUGAAGAUCCGUCUCAUUGGCAAGCACCAAAGAUUGAAGAUGAGUUGUUGAGGGAGAUCGUGGAGGAGGACCGGGCUUCAUUGUUUCAUGCAAUUAUGAAGAACGAAAAAGCCUCAAAUACAGUUGUUAGAGGAAGAGAGUAAAAGAUUAUCCGUUUCAUGUUUCCUUUCUGUUUUCUGGUAAUUUUUCAUUUGUCUUUAGAUGAUGAACUGUGGUUUCACAUGUCUGUUUAGUAUGAUCGAGCAAGUACUCCCUCCGUCCCAAUAUGGUUUCAUAAGUCUGUUUAGUAUGGUCAAGUAAGUACUCCCUCCGUCCCAAAAUGGUUUCAUAAGUCUGAUUAGUAUGGUCAAAUAAGUACUCCCUCCGUCCCAAAAUGGUUUCAUAUGUCUUUUAAGUAUGGUCAAGUAAGUACUCCCUCCGUCCCAAAAUCAUUUCAUAUGUCUGUUGAGUAUGGUCAAGUAAGUACUCCCUCCGUCCCAAAAUCGUUUCAUAAGUCUGUUAAGUAUGGUCAAAUAAGUACUCCCUCCGUCCCAAAAUGGUUUCAUAUGUCUAUUAAGUAUGGUAAGUACUCCCUCCGUCCCAAAAAGGUUUCCAUAUGUCUGUUGAGUUUGGUCAAGUAAGUACUCCCUCCGUCCCAAAAUGGUUUCCAAGUCUGUUAAGUAUGGUCGCCGUCCCAAAAAGGUCGUAUGAGGUUCUGUGUUAAACUUAUGUAUAAUUUCCAUCGAGCAUUUAGCUUAUUGUUAUUAGACUCAUCUUCUGAAUGGUAAUAAAUGAUGGUUGCUUUGAAUA
Molecule: messenger RNA, 4814 nt
Organism: Erigeron canadensis
Lineage: Eukaryota; Viridiplantae; Streptophyta; Magnoliopsida; Asterales; Asteraceae
Product: SNF2 domain-containing protein CLASSY 1
Exons: 6
Coding region: 359-4168 (1269 amino acids)
Biological process (GO): gene silencing by siRNA-directed DNA methylation
Molecular function (GO): ATP binding; ATP-dependent chromatin remodeler activity
Source: RefSeq, a predicted model, not a curated record